This is a messenger RNA of Corythoichthys intestinalis (scribbled pipefish), 2729 nucleotides long. RefSeq names its product RAS related 2 (gene rras2). The transcript has 6 exons. Gene Ontology annotation, biological process: Ras protein signal transduction. The record is from RefSeq and is a predicted model, not a curated record. Bases 315 to 923 code for a protein of 202 amino acids. Gene Ontology annotation, molecular function: GTPase activity; GDP binding; GTP binding. Lineage: Eukaryota; Metazoa; Chordata; Actinopteri; Syngnathiformes; Syngnathidae. Gene Ontology annotation, cellular component: plasma membrane.
AGUGUGCGUAGUGCACACUGGGAGCCCCUAUCGACAGACGCCGGAGCUGCACCGGCUGACGAUCACUUCUCCGGUGUCCACAUCUUGUUGAGCGUCGCAGACAGAGGCAGUGUUGUCGAGCUUCAAAGACUGCCACACGUAUGGACCGGCACCCGUAGCCAGCUCCGGGACUCCUCCGUGCUCCUUCUCGCCACGACAAGCCCAUUUCGGCAAUUUUCUGUCGGGGGCUCCCUCUCCCUCUCUCUCCAGACUGCGUAAGGCCUCCCCGGUUGAAGAGGAGAAAAGUGGGGCUUGCUGGCGGCGAAGUGUCCUCGAUGGCAGGCUGGAAGGACGGCUCGGUACAGGAGAAGUACCGGUUGGUCGUGGUCGGAGGCGGCGGUGUGGGCAAAUCGGCCCUGACGAUCCAGUUUAUUCAGUCCUACUUUGUCACAGACUAUGACCCCACAAUUGAGGAUUCUUAUACCAAGCAAUGUGUGAUUGAUGAAAGGGCAGCCAGGCUGGACAUUCUAGACACGGCCGGGCAGGAAGAGUUCGGAGCCAUGAGAGAACAAUACAUGAGGACAGGGGAGGGCUUCCUGCUCGUCUUCUCGGUCACUGACAGAGGAAGCUUCGAAGAAAUCUACAAAUUCCAAAGACAAAUUCUGAGGGUCAAAGACAGAGAUGAAUUCCCGAUGAUACUCGUAGGGAACAAAGCCGACCUGGAACUACAGAGACAAGUAACUCAAGAAGAGGGUCAACAGCUGGCCAGACAGUUGAAGGUCACCUACAUGGAGGCUUCAGCCAAAAUCCGUAUGAACGUCGACCAGGCUUUCCAUGAGCUGGUUAGAGUAAUUAGAAAGUUCCAAGAACAGGAAUGUCCACCAUCGCCAGAACCAACAAGAAAAGAGAAAGACAAGAGCGGCUGCCACUGUGUGAUCGUCUGAAUUGGCUUUUUCACUGUAACUCAUGCAGCUGCUCUGUUGCCCCGCCCACUCUGCCUGACAUCACAUCCAGAUGUUGAUGACUGACCGUUGCCUUCUCCACCUCGUGCAUGACUCCAGACAGCUCCCCCUGCACCCCAUCUCUGGCAUACUCGGACUUGGGGUCAACGUGACUUUGGACAAGUGACAAUGCCAAAAUUGAAAGACAACACCACGCUACCUUCAGCCAUAACCAGAUUCACUUUACUAAACAUUGCCUUCUAAAUCAGCCUGACCAAUUCAUGUUUUGUACUCGGAAGGACUUUUCUUGCCUUGUAGUGAUUUGUACUUGCUGCCGAGAUUGAAUGAAACAAGCAGAAAAUAUAUCUAUAUCCCGAAUGUUAACGAGUAUCCUUCAAGUGUCUGACGGAGAAGAGAGAUUAUUUUAUGAAGCUUGGUGUAUGUUGUACCAUCUUUUCUCCCAUGUGCUAAUCUGCUACUGUACAUAUGUGAGAUUUGUUGUGAUUUUUAAAGUGUAUUUCUAAUGACUAUUAAAUCACCACAGUACAGUGUGUGAGGUUGGUUUUGCAUAUAUGAAAGUUGACUAUGAUGUAUAUAAAUGAUUCCCAGAAAAGCCCUUAAAGCUACAAUAAUACAACUUUUGAUUCUUCACGGAUUUUAUGUGGCUUCUGCUUCCAUCUCAACUGCCAAGUAUAGAAUGUCUGCAGUGUGCCGUUGUAUUUGUAACAUUAUUAAUACUUUUCAAGUCUUAUAGAUUGUGGGAUCCUGCCUUUCCGUUCUCAUUUGGAUGUUGUGAUUCAAUCAACAUAAUCAGAAUGAGAAGUCACAUGUUCUUGAUUGUCAGAAGGUCCACCUUCUCUUCAUUUGCACACACUGCAAAAAUCCUAUAUCUUAUGGAGUGAAUUUAUCAUAUUUCUCGUAAAAUGGUCUAUAUUGUUUUAACACAUUUUGGACUUUUUUCAAAUUUUUCAGCAAGACAAAAAUGUGUUUCAAGAUGCUAAGUUCAUACGAGUUCAAUUGGCUGCUAUUUUCACUUUAAAGAAGACAUUUUGUGCCUGAAAUAAAUGGGGGAAAAAUUCCCAAUGGAAUGAGCAUGUGUUGACUAUAUACAAUUCUUGCGGUAAUACAAGUCUGUUUGCAUUAAAAUGCACUUGUGUUCUGCAGUGGCUAGUGGAUUCGAUAGAAAUGCCACGUGUGGCAUCGCACUCACAACAAAACUGCCUUCUAUCUACUGUCGUUUAUCUUGCAUAUCUUGUUUUGAAAGCGCAAGAAAUUUAGACGAUGGAAGUAACACACUUGAUAAAAUGUUUCUACUUUUAUACAUUAUCUCAUCAGACUAGCGGAUAAUUCUUUUUUUCACAGCUAAUAUGUAUGUAUAUGGAAAACGGAGUAUUUCAUUAUCUUGGUUGAUCAAGUAUAAUGUCUUUGUCAAGAAUACAUUUGUGACUUUCAAAUGAAGUUUCAAAUAAUCUUGCUGUCAAGAGGAGAAAUGUGCCAGUGAGGAAAUUGAGGCACGGGACCUUGAUUAGCUCAUUAGAUGACAUUGAUGGCAAUACACGCCCAAUCCAUUUGAACUAGGAGUGGAAUGUCUAUUGUUGUCCUUGGCAGACAGUUAGUAAAAUGGACCAAAAAAAGACGUAUUUAGAGAACCUGUUGUCAUGCAAGUUCUAAUGUACACAUUGUAAUGUGUUAUUGCAAUGUGUACAUCGACACAUUGUAAUGUACACUUAUUUUCUCAUUCACAAUGUCCUUUGCCUUGUUAAGUUUUUUUCUGCACUGAGGGGGAUUCUGAAAUAAAAUCUGUCAUUG